Molecule: messenger RNA, 2344 nt
Organism: Sphaerodactylus townsendi
Lineage: Eukaryota; Metazoa; Chordata; Lepidosauria; Squamata; Sphaerodactylidae
Gene: MTRF1L
Product: mitochondrial translation release factor 1 like
Exons: 7
Coding region: 101-1303 (400 amino acids)
Biological process (GO): translational termination
Molecular function (GO): translation release factor activity
Source: RefSeq, a predicted model, not a curated record
AAAAGCUGCAGAACGAAAGGGAAGUGGGUCUGUUUCCGGAAGUGGCCUGCCAUGUGACCGGAAUCAGCUGUUAUCCCGAGAGGGCUGCGAUUGUUUUGCCAUGUGGCGCUGCCUGGUGUGGAGUCCGUUGUGGCAGCGGCGGCGUCCGGCCAGGGGCCCUGCCUGGCUUUCCAUGGUUCUCGCUCGUAGUCUGGGCUGGCCGGAGCCGCGGCGCUCCCUCACUAAUCGGCCCAAUCUACAUGAGCUAUUCGCCAUGCCGGCUCUUCAGCGCUUCCUGGAACAGCAGAUGCAGCAGCAGCAGUCAGAGUAUUCGGGAGGCCCCCGGUCGCAGUUGACGGCCUUGAUUCGCCUCCUGAGUGCCAAGGAGCAGGAUCUGCGCGACACUGAAAACCUGGCACGGGAAGAUAAAAAUGAAGAUUUGCGGAUGCUUGCAGAAGAGGAAGUUGUUUCCUGUCACAAAGAGAUAGUAGAACUGAAACGCCAGAUAGUACUGCUUUUGAUUCCUUCAGAAAAAACAGAUGAAAGUGAUCUUAUCCUAGAAGCGACUGCCGGAGUUGGGGGGCAGGAAGCAAUGCUGUUCACAGCAGAGAUGUUUGACAUGUAUCAACACUAUGCUGCAUAUAAAAAUUGGAAUUUUGAAAUUCUGGAAUAUAUGUCCAGUGAUAUAGGUGGUUUGAGACAUGCUUCUGCCACUAUAGGAGGUCUUGAAGCUUACAAGCACAUGAAAUUUGAAGGAGGAGUACAUCGGGUACAACGAGUGCCUAAGACAGAGAAGCAAGGUCGCAUUCAUACUAGCACAAUGACAGUAGCGGUAUUACCACAACCCACUGAGAUAAAUCUGGCAAUUAGUCCCAAAGACUUGCUCAUUGAAACAAAACGAGCCAGUGGAGCUGGUGGUCAGCAUGUGAAUACCACAGACAGUGCUGUUCGAAUAGUUCACGUUCCCACAGGUGUUGCAGCUGAAUGUCAGCAAGAAAGGUCUCAAAUCAGGAAUAAAGAAAAGGCUAUGCAGGUGCUUCGUGCCAGACUAUAUAACAUAAAACUUGAAGAAGAGUCAAGAAAGAGAGAGAGUGCCAGAAAGGUUCAGAUUGGGACCAGAGGAAGGUCUGAGAAGAUCAGAACUUACAACUUUCCACAGGAUCGAGUUACUGACCACAGAAUAACCAGAUCAGUGUAUCACAUUGAAAAAUUCCUGUUGGGAGAAGAACUGCUGGAUGAAAUGAUACAGUCCUUAAGAGAAUAUGCUGAAUAUGAGACUCUAAUGGAAGUCAUUUCAAAAAGUGAUCCAACCAGGCUGAGCUGAUCUUCAUCACGUUCUAGUUCCACAGGUAUGGAAAAGCAGCUAAACUGUCUGCACAACAACUUUGUUGGUCCCACCAAAGAGUUGUUCUCUGGCAGAGAAAAGUGCUCAGUUGAUGGACCUAGACAGCUUUCUCAGAUAAAGCUGUAAUGCUUUUCUGUACCAAGCAUAACUGCUUCAGGCAGACAAUUUUUAGUUUGGAUUGGGAAUUAUUAUAGUUUCCCUUCUUGAGUGAGCAGUGCUGUGCUAUUCUGCAGAUGUCAGCAAAACACUAAGAAAAUAAUUUCUUUCAAGUUCUUUGUCAUUUAUUGUAUUUAGUACAAUAAUAAUUAACAUUGCACUGCCCAACCUUGCAGUAUUAAUCACUUUGGAAUUCAGAUAAUGCAACCUGUAAUUCCACUGAUUUGAAUGGGAUUCCAAAAUUAAAUGCCCCAGAGUAGUUGCAGCGUUGCUCUGUUGUAGUAAAAGUAACUAGGAAUCUAUUGGAAUCUUAAACAAUAAAAUAAUGUAUGAUGGUCUUUGAAGUGCUGCAAGACUAUUAUUCAUUUCUGUUUCAAGUGGUGUUUAGUUCUGGAUUAGCAAAUUGAAUUUAUAAUUCAACGGAAUAUUGUUAUGGUUGUGACCCUACAAACUGUUGUGCUGACACAGUUAUUCAUGGGGUUGUUUCUUAUUCUGUCUCUGUUCUCUUAAACUAACAAACUUGUUUGUUUAAAAAAUCUGAGCCUAAUGGCAUAGCCUAGCUAAGUACUUGCAUUCAUUUGAUUGAAUUUGUCUGCGGGUGGAGAUUAAGGAUGGGCCCGUCAUCUUCAGAGCCUACCUCAACCUGUGCCUUGUAGUGCUUCUUCUGGAGACUGAAAACAGGACUCUUGUCAUCUUAACAGCUUUAGCAUGCAUUUUUCAAUGUGAAAAAAACCAAACCCAAACCUGUAUUAAUCUCUCUCCAUCUCCUAACUUUAAAGUGAGAAAGAACAGAGAGGGAGAGAGAUGGGUGGCGGCCUGAAAGAAAUUAAAAACUAGGGCGGGAUAAAUACAAUAAAAUAAAUA